AUGCUCAGCGCCGUGAAAUUCGUUAGGGUUGACAGCGCUGGUGAGAGAAAGAAGGAUAGCAGCGGGCAUAAGGUGAAGCCCAGGAAGGGAUCGGACGACUCGAGCGACAGCGAGCACGAGAAACGACGAAAGAAGCGGAAGCGGGAGAGAGGCGGGAAGAAAGGGAAGAGGAAAGGGCGGCGCGGGAGUGAGAGCGAGGCGGGGGAGAGCGAAUCAGACAUUGAGGAUGGGCGGGCGACGAGGAGAGCGAGGAAGCGGGAGGAGCGAAGGAAGAGGCGGGGCAAAUGGAUUGAGGACGUAGCGGACGGCUCAGACGACUCGGAGGGGUCGGAUGAGGAGGGCGACGAGAUACGAGCUGGCGUGACGGCAGUGCACUGCACCCUGCUCUCCCUCAACGCAUCCACUCCAUUCCUGUCCGCCCCUCCCGUGCUUCUAUCCCCAUCCCCAGGGGUACGCCCAGGUGCAGGUUCGGGUGCAGGCUUUGAUGGAGGCUUGGGUGCGCGGUCAGAGGGAGCAGGCCAGGGCGGGCAGCAGGCGCGCGAGGCAGCGGGGCUGGAGUGGAUGAUGCGCGCCCCGGAGCGGCCGCUGAGUGAAACGAGGGCGGUGGAGGAGGAGGAGGAGAAGGGCAGGAAAGAGUGUUUCUCUGCCCCUUUCAGAGUUGCGCUCAUUCCUCUCUGGUAUGCCGCUCUCGUUGUCUGCGUUUUCCAGCACGUGGUGCUGGGAAGCAGUGCACGCGAGCUCAACCCGUACUUCAAGACCGGGGACGGCUUCCCUGACUCCGCUGCCGCCCACCCUGCUGCUGACCCUGCCGCCCAUCCUGCCGCCCAACGGCCGGGCUCUGCCCGCCCAGCACCGCCGCCCGGUGUGGGCGAUGGCGGUGCCAGCUGGCGGCUGAAGGCCCUACGGCGAGCCAAGGAGCAGGCGGAGCGCGAGGGGAAGCGACUGAGCGAGGUGGUGUCGGACCGGAGGGGUGGGCGAGAUGAUGGUGGUGAGGAGGAGGAGGACGAAGAGGAGGAGAGGCGGAUGAGGGGCGGCAGGAGGGGGUACCUGGAGGGCGUGUCAGCGGGGGCGAGGGCGGGCAUGAGGGUGCCGCAGCAGGAGUCGGUGUCGUGGCGCCGGCGAGGAGAGGGCGGGGCACCAGGUGGGAGGGGGGGAGCUGGUGGCAAGGUGAGGGAUGGGGAAGGAGGCGAGGGCAAGGGCAGCGAGGAGAGGAAGCAGGCGUGGAAGGGGGUGGGGGCGUGGAGGCCUGGCAUGGGCGUGGGCAGGCGGGGCGGGUGGGCCGAUGGCGUGCUGGAGGAGGCGGCUCGCAGCGUCAAUGCCUUCGCUGAUGACGGCGGCUUCCUUGCGCAGCAGCUGGCUCGUGGUGACGUGGCGGGGCACGGCGUGGGCGGAGGGGAGUCAGAGAAGGGGGUGGCGGCGGGGGAAGAGGCGAGGGGUGCAGAUGGUGGGAGGAGAGGAGCAACAGGGGAGACGGGGCGGGAUUCAGCAGGCAGUGGUGGGGCUGGUGGGAAGGCAGAGGGAGUAACCGCAGGUGAUGGGAAGAAGAGUGAAAGGAGGGAGGGCGGUGAGGGAAGGGCGAGUGAGGACGGUGGAAAGAGGGGUGCAGGAGAGGAGGUGGGGAGAUGUUCGGGAGGGGGAGGAGAGGGCAUGGAGGGUGGCGCUGAGCGCGUUGCUGCGGCUGCUGUGGAUGCAGGCGAUGCACGUGUGCAGGAGAUACUGGCGGGCGGACUGACAGCCAAUCAGAUGGCGGCAAAGGCCAUGCGGCUCAAGCUGAUGGGCAAGGCCGAGGAAGCCGACUGCUGGCAGGUGGGAUGGGCGCAGGUGGGAUGGGCGCAGGUGGGAUGGGCGCAGGUGGGAUGGGCGCAGGUGGGAUGGGCGCAGGUGGGAUGGGCGCAGGUGGGCUGGGCGCAGCGUGCAGCAGCGGCCAAGUCCCAGCCCCCUCCACCAGCACCACCGCCCGCACUGCUGGCUGCACCUGCCACAUCCACACUGGAGCCACGGGCCCUGGGGGAGGGCAGGGGGGACGGAGAAGGGGAGGCGGGGGAGGGGGAGGGGCGGAGGGAGGUGGUGCAGCUGCCGCUGCUGGAUGGCAGCGGGCGGUACCUGCCAGCUGUCAUGGCGGCACGGGAGGGGCGGGACGAGGUGCAGGCAGGGCGGCGGGAGAAGCGUGUGGAGCGAUACGAUGUGGAGGGGGGCACGGGGCAGCGGGCAAGCGCCCGCCCUCCUUGUGCCGGCCCUCGGUCAGGCUUGGUUGCUGCACGCAUGGUAGACUGUGGGCUAGGUGUGGUGGGCAGAGGGGAUGGACAUGGGAUGGGAGAGGCAAGGGGAGGAACGGAUGCCCAAGGGCAGGGAAUGGCAAGCAAGAGCAGCUCAACCUCAUCUGCCAUUCCUUCUCUUCCUUCCGCCCCUCCUUCACUUGACUAUGCCCCUCCUUCACUUGACUAUGCCCCUCCUUCACUUGACUAUGCCCCUCCUUCACUUGACUAUGCCCCUCCUUCACUUGACCAUGCCCCUCCUUCACUUGACCAUGCCCCUCCUUCACUUGACCAUGCCCCUCCUUCACUUGACCAUGCCCCUCCUUCACUUGACCAUGCCCCUCCUUCACUUGACCAUGCCCCUCCUUCACUUGACCAUGCCCCUCCUUCACUUGACUAUGCCCCUCCUUCACUUGACCAUGCCCCUCCUUCACUUGACCAUGCCCCUCCUUCACUUGACCAUGCCCCUCCUUCACUUGACCAUGCCCCUCCUUCACUUGACCAUGCCCCUCCUUCACUUGAUUAUGCCCCUCCUUCACUUGACCAUGCCCCUCCUUCACUUGACCAUGCCCCUCCUUCACUUGACCAUGCCCCUCCUUCACUUGACCAUGCCCCUCCUUCACUUGACCAUGCCCCUCCUUCACUUGACUAUGCCCCUCCUUCACUUGACCAUGCCCCUCCUUCACUUGACCAUGCCCCUCCUUCACUUGACCAUGCCCCUCCUUCACUUGACCAUGCCCCUCCUUCACUUGACCAUGCCCCUCCUUCACUUGACUAUGCCCCUCCUUCACUUGACCAUGCCCCUCCUUCACUUGACCAUGCCCCUCCUUCACUUGACUAUGCCCCUCUCACCGGGAGCGCCCCCGCCCGCCCUGCAGGCAUCGGGCGGGCGGGCGGGCGGUACAAGGGACCGGUGGCGGUGGAUGAUGAAUACGACUGGGAUGAGGGGCUGCAGGCAGGCGGGGGAGGAGGGGGGCGGAAGAAGGGCAGGCCGUCACAGCAGCAGAGGGAGAAGGCGGGGCAGGUGGGCGAGUACAGGCGCCAGGCGGCGGUGCAGCAGCGCUGCCAGCAGUGCAUCGACAGCCCCGCCCGCCCUCGCCACCUCGUGGUGUCUGUUGCCGCCCACAGCUACCUCAUGCUGCCGCCCGGGGGCUCUCUGCUGCCCAACCACGUGCUCAUCGUGCCGUCCGAGCACGAGGGCAGCAUGCGGGUGGUGGAGGAGGCGGUGUGGGACGAGGUGCGCAACUUCAAGAAGUGCCUCACGCGCAUGGCCAUGGCGGUGGAGGAGGGCGCGGGGGUGAUCUUCCUGGAGAGCGCCGUGGGGGUGGGGGGAGCGGGGCGGCAGCGCAAGCACUGCUACGUGGAGGCCAUCCCCGUGCCCGCUGCUGUCAUGGCCCAGGCUCCGCUCUACUUCAAGAAGGUGGGCCGGGCGGGCCCCAAUGGCACGUGCACUGACGUGUGCUUUCCCUCCACUUCCACCUCCUACGCGCCUCAAAGUGGUGGAUGGUUUGAGGCGGGAAGCUUGCAGACGGGGAAGUGUGUUAAGGGAAAAGGGGUUCCGUGGCGUGAGGCGUUGGACGAGGCGGAGAGCGAGUGGAGCCAGCAGCACAGCAAGCGCAUCCUCGACACGCGCGCCAUCAGGGGCGGGCUGCGCGGCGCCAUCCCGCCCAACUUCCCCUACUUCCACGUCGAGUUCGGCCUGCAGGGCGGAUACUGCCACGUGAUUGACGACGAGAGCUCCUUCAAGGCGUCGUUGGGCCGCGAUGUGAUCGCCGGCAUGAUGGAGAUGGACCCUCAGAGGUUCGGUGGGCGCGCGCGCGCCAGAGGGGGGCGCGGAGGGGUGGGGUCGCGCCCGCAGGAGGUGCAGCAGAGCGUUGCCAAGUUCAUGGAGAGCUGGAAGCCGUUUGAUUGGACCAAGAUGCUCGAUGGGUGA
Molecule: messenger RNA, 4188 nt
Organism: Closterium sp. Naga37s-1
Lineage: Eukaryota; Viridiplantae; Streptophyta; Zygnematophyceae; Desmidiales; Closteriaceae
Source: the annotation of a GenBank genome assembly